GGCCUAUAACGUAUACAAGAAGUACAUAAUCACUCAACGUCACCACCUGCGCGAUGACACCCCUCCUUUCACCUGUCCCAGGUGAGAAAACAGGUUAGACGAUAGGCCCAGCGCCCUCGUGAGGACGCAAGCGGACGUUAAAAAAAAUAGAGGUGGGUCAAAGCGAAGGAAUUCACUUUGAAAGAGAACCAGGAAGUUAACAACAAGAGCUUUGGACGUCGGCUCUGAACGGGCAAGAAAACAACAGAUUCUUCAUCGAACUACGAUCUAACUGAAGUAAAGGAAAAAGAAAGGAACAUUUAACAGAUUUUGUGGGCAGUCUGCUUCAUCUCUGCGGGCGUAUCGCUUCCACGUAUUUUUUUAAAAAAAGGAAUAUGGAACAUAACAUGGAGCAGGGGGGCGAGGAGGAGGCGGUGGUGGAGCAGAACCGGGUCAAGGCCCUGCAGUCCCAGGUGGACGGGGUGAAGGACAUCAUGACGCAGAACGUGGACCGCAUCCUGGCCCGCGGGGAGCGGCUGGACGACCUGAUGGGCAAAACGGAGGACCUCCAGGCCGGGGCCCAGAACUUCAAGCACACGUCUCAGAAGGUGGCCCGCUCGUACUGGUGGAAGAACGUGAAGCUGGUGGUGGUCAUCGUGGUGGUCGUGCUCAUCAUCAUCCUCAUCAUCAUUCUGCUGGCCACGGGAGUCAUCCCCACCAGCUCCGGCACCACCCCCCCUGCCCCUGCCCCCACCAAAAAACCCUGAGGAAAAACUGAGAAGCACUCUCACCCCCCCUCCCCCUCUCCCAAUAGCAGCUCCCCAAAAAUCCCCCAACCCACUCAAAUCGCGUAUGUAAUCUGGAAAAUACCUACAAUGCCCAAAGCAAACAGAUGUACACACACACAAGCAAUAAAAAUGCAUAUCCGCAAGUGUACAAACCCGCUUCCUUGAAGCACACGCAUACUCCGCUCCUUUAGAAAUGUACAGUGGUAUGUUUCACACUGGACUGCUGCAGGCCAGACCACAAAAAUACCAAGCAUUUCCUCCUGGGGUUUCCUAAGCGUGUAGUACCGCUUUUAACCACUAGGGUGCGGUAACUCCUUUGAGGAAGGUUAUAUAAGACUACACAGCCCAGUUUAAAAAAUAAAAAAAAUUUUUUUAUUACAGAUGGAUAGGUAAGCAUCAUUUUUUAUUCAUAGUUCAGCUGUCGUUGGUUUGUGGAAAUGGGGUUAGUGACAGCUAGAAUGAGCCCAAAAUUAGAUGCUUCAAGGAGCUUCUCCUCAGAUAAUUUCUGUCCUGACACCAUUCUGCUUGUGAGCCAUUAACUACUUAUCACAAAGCUUUUUUCUUUUUUUGUUCACGGAUGACAAGGAAGGUGGAGGUUAAUUUUGUUAUCUGCUAUUAGCUUAGAACGAGGGCUGUAGUCCUGAAGCUGUUAAAUUAGCUUGUUAGCACAAACACAUAUUGAAAUCUUGUGGCAGUUGCCAUUUUAAGAUCAGUUUACUGACUGUACAGCGGUCUAUCCUGUAUUUGAAGGACGGCCAUCGGUGAUUGAAUCAACGGUUUCAGUUGCAACUCGUAUGCAACCUGUGAUAUUGGCCGAUGUGUAAAUAGAGCCAAAACACAAUCAUUUUAGAAUUAAUUGGGAAAGGGCUCCAGUGGGUGUUUGAUGGGAAAGUUGGUUGUGAUGAGGCACAUUGUGGUGCCACUGAUCCACACUCUGGUGAAGGGGGGGAGGUUACUCUGAAUAGUUACAUGAACAUAAGUAAAUAGGGAAAUUAUAGUAUAAAUAUAUUAGAGGGAAUGUAUGCAAUGAGAACAGUCAUGCUGUAUUGUAUUUUUUUUUUCUUUCAUGUAUUUUGUGUCUCUUCUUCCCCCCCCCCCCCCCCACUUUGUUAGAUUGAGCUUCAGCUAGCCUGGUUGCCAGGAAGUCUCCAGGUUUCCCUCCAUCCCCCGAUCAUGUGACCAAUGCAGCCAGUCAGGUGGGAGGGUGGGCUGGCGUCACAUUGUGUGUUUGCUCCAUUGGGUCAAUCUGUGUUGUCUGCCUCACUGGGGAACAACGAGGCUCGUAGGCACAAAGUCCCUCAGAACAGGACCACAGAUCUGGGGUCUGUUCUUCCGUUUGGCUCGUAAUGGAUGAAGUAAAGCUAUGGACCACGAGAGCCUGAUCCUAGUUCAGUCAUUCUGCUCUGAGAGACUUUGUGAAUACAGGACUCGGUCACUAGACUUGCUUGUUCCUGCUGUGGAUGCCACCCCCCCCGCCCCCUCUGUCUUUGACCUUUCCUGUAACCCCGAACUGAACACUGAGGCCAGUAUCCAUGAUUUGCAACGCACCAGUAUAGCCGUGAGCCUCCAGCCCUCUAGGGGGCACUCUAGUGGGGCAGGGGGGCAGUCAGAUUAUUGGAAAGCAGCUAAAUUCUUCACCAUGCCUUAAAUUCAUCAUUCAAAAUGAGCAUGCACGGAACCGCUAUCGCCCUCCCACCCCCCACCCCCCUCCCCGGACUGGAACUGGCAACAUCUUGCUUGAGAGAGUGUGCUGCAUAUUUUGCAGCUAUGUGUGAAAAAUGGCAGUUAGCACCGUUGGUGUUUUGAAUGUGAAUGUUAGUGAAGACUGUGCGCCUCUUGCGUUGUCCACCUGGCUUUUGCAAGGUCAAGGAAUCUUCCCUUGUGCUUGUACAUAGCUGAAGAUUGUCUGUGUGUGUAUAUUUGUAAAACUACCAACCUCUAAGCCCUUCGGUAUGUUCGAAUCAGAGUUUAUUUAUGUUUUAUUAUUAUUAUUAUUAUUAUUAUUAUGGAAAAAAAUUCUUAAUGAAAUUAAAAUACAUUUUAUUCUGUC
Anguilla rostrata (American eel) is the source of this 2817-nucleotide messenger RNA. RefSeq names its product vesicle-associated membrane protein 8 (endobrevin) (gene vamp8). Gene Ontology annotation, molecular function: syntaxin binding; SNAP receptor activity. NCBI's taxonomy places the organism in Eukaryota, Metazoa, Chordata, Actinopteri, Anguilliformes, Anguillidae. Bases 375 to 746 code for a protein of 123 amino acids. The record is from RefSeq and is a predicted model, not a curated record. The transcript has 3 exons. Gene Ontology annotation, cellular component: SNARE complex; plasma membrane; mucin granule. Gene Ontology annotation, biological process: mucus secretion; vesicle fusion; SNARE complex assembly.